Erpetoichthys calabaricus (reedfish) is the source of this 834-nucleotide messenger RNA. RefSeq names its product hatching enzyme 1.2-like. Gene Ontology annotation, biological process: proteolysis. Lineage: Eukaryota; Metazoa; Chordata; Cladistia; Polypteriformes; Polypteridae. Bases 1 to 834 code for a protein of 277 amino acids. The record is from RefSeq and is a predicted model, not a curated record. The transcript has 9 exons. Gene Ontology annotation, molecular function: zinc ion binding; metalloendopeptidase activity.
AUGAACUACUUUGCAGUUCCUUUUCUACUCCUUCUAGGUUUUCUACAUGGAAUGCCAAUAAUCCAGGACUCCUUGCUGGAGAAAGGGAAUAGAGAGAUUCGGAGUGUACCAGAUUCUCCAGAUGUAUUUACCAGAAUUAUUGAUUCCAACAAAGAUAUUCUGAACCUGUUGAUUGAGGGAGACAUUUGGACAAAAAACACCAGAAAUGCUAUUAUUUGCAAGAAUGCCAGCUGCUUCUGGCCGAUGUCAUCCAAUGGUGUUGUCUAUAUUCCAUUUACAUUAGACAGGUCAUACAGCCCACUGGACAAAAUCACCAUCACUGGUGCAAUGACUGACUUUUAUUCUAAAGCCUGCAUUCAAUUUAUUCCAUGGACUAAUCAAAAAGAUUACGUCAGUAUUGAACCACAAAAUGGGUGUUGGUCUUCUGUGGGAAAGGUCGGAGGGAAGCAAGUGGUCUCACUGCAACGUGACACCUGUCUUUUUAACGGAGUUAUUCAACAUGAACUUAAUCAUGUACUGGGCUUCUUACAUGAGCAGAGUCGCAGUGAUCGAGAUCAGCAUGUCCGUAUUGACUGGCAGUACAUCAGUCCUGAAUAUGUCAACAACUUUCAAAAGAUUAACACGAACAACCUGGGCACCCCUUAUGACUACACAUCAGUCAUGCACUAUCCUAGGGAUGCUUUCUCAAACACAACAAAUGAAUACACUAUCACUCCUAUCCCAAAUCCCAAUGUGACAAUUGGACAGAGGAUUGGCCUGAGUUCUAUAGAUAUCCAACGUAUAAACCUUCUGUACCAGUGCAACAAUCUUGAUGCUGAGAUCAAUGCACCUUAA